AUGACAUCUUUCGGCGCCACAGAGAUUAUGCGAGACAAUUUCAUGCCUACCUUCAAAGUCUCAGGACAAAUCUACCAUCGGGUUGGAUCGCUUCUACCAUUGCCGGAGGCGGAUCAUCAAUUCCUCCAAAUCUAUUUCAUGGGGAAUUUUGAUGAGCAAGUUGACCAGCGGUGUCGACUUCAUUCAGGUGUCAACAGAGAUAUCGUUGCUGCUUUGCAAGCCUUCUUGCACCAACACAACGAGUCGGUUCGGUUGUUCACGACUGCUUCGGAGCGUAUGCCCGAAGACGAUUACGUGGUUGUUAUCAGAGUUGACAAAACACCUUCUGGAGAAAACAAGCAUCGCUUCAACGCGCCCUAUAUGAAUGAGGUGGCAAUCGUGAUAGUCGGAGAAGAAUUCAAUUCGAUAGACAUCAUUCUCCAUCGUAGAAACGGCGAUCUCCAGAGAGUGGCUGAAACUCAUCGGUCUUACGACGCAUUACAAUACCCACUGAUUUUUUGGAACGGAGACGAUGGUUACCAUUUCAGUAUUGGAAUGAGGAAUGCGCGAACGGGCCAAGAGAUGGACAAAAAGGUCAGCUCGAUGCAUUACUAUUCUUAUCGUCUGAUGAUCCGAGAGAACCGUGAUAAUCAUAUACUGAGAUGCCGAGAAUUAUUCCAUCAGUAUGUAGUUGACAUGUAUGCGAAAAUCGAGAGUGAACGUCUUCUGUUCAUCCAACUGAAUCAGACCAAAUUGCGAUCGGAAGAAUACAUUCAUUUACGAGAUGCGAUAGCCACAGACGGGAAUGUGAAUCCGAAUCAUGUGGGAAACUCUGUUAUCGUCCCGGCAACUUUCACUGGAAGUCCACGCCAUAUGCAUGAGUAUGCUCAAGAUGCGAUGACAGAUGUUCGGGUCUACGGCCGUCCGGAUCUAUUCAUCACCAUCACAUGCAACCCGGCUUGGGAUGAAAUUAAAGAGAAUUUCCUGGUCACGCGGCUUCGCACCGUCAUGACAUCAUCGCGCGAGUUUUCAAGCGAAAACUGUAAGAAAUGA
Molecule: messenger RNA, 1032 nt
Organism: Galendromus occidentalis (western predatory mite)
Lineage: Eukaryota; Metazoa; Arthropoda; Arachnida; Mesostigmata; Phytoseiidae
Exons: 1
Coding region: 1-1032 (343 amino acids)
Source: RefSeq, a predicted model, not a curated record